Molecule: messenger RNA, 1744 nt
Organism: Cucumis sativus (cucumber)
Lineage: Eukaryota; Viridiplantae; Streptophyta; Magnoliopsida; Cucurbitales; Cucurbitaceae
Product: trihelix transcription factor ASR3
Exons: 3
Coding region: 277-1344 (355 amino acids)
Source: RefSeq, a predicted model, not a curated record
UAAUUCCUAAUUCCUAAUUCUCUCUUUUCUCUCUUUUCUCUCUUUCUUCUCUCUCUCUCUCUCUCUCUCUCUCUCUCUCUCUCCGCCUCUAUUUUAUUUCUCUCUACGGGGGAGAGAUGAUCUGACAAACUGAAACUAAACGGCGUAACGGAAGUCUUAUAACCCCGUUUACGCCUUCCCUUAAGCCAUUCCUCCAUUAAGUCACGUGCUCUUCUUCUUCUUUAAUUUAUUUUUAUUUUUAUUUUUAUAAUUUUUAAAAAAUUGUUCUUUUUAAAAAUGGCUUUGCAGCAGCUUAGCCUUGGCCCAACUCCUGUUGACGGCGUCACUAAUGGCGUUGACGUCCGGCCGAUGUCAACUGACGGCGGAGACGACGGCAGCAAAACCCCAAGGCUUCCGCGCUGGACCCGCCAGGAGAUUCUCGUCCUCAUACAAGGGAAGAAAGUUGCAGAGACAAGGGUUCGCGGCGGACGAGCUGCUAGUCUCGCUUUUGGUUCCGGUCAGGUAGAACCGAAGUGGGCUUCGGUUUCUUCUUAUUGUAAGAGACAUGGAGUUAAUCGAGGUCCGGUUCAGUGUCGGAAGAGAUGGAGUAAUUUGGCUGGUGAUUUCAAGAAGAUCAAGGAGUGGGAAUCCCAAAUUAGGGAAGAUACUGAAUCCUUUUGGGUUAUGAGAAAUGAUUUGAGACGUGAGAGGAAAUUGCCAGGGUUUUUCGAUAGAGAGGUUUAUGAUAUUUUGGAUUCCGGUUCUGCUCCUUCGCCUUCCCCUGCUCUUGCGCUUGCCCUUACUCCUCUUCCUAUUCCUGUCCCACCUCCUGCUCUUAAUUCUGACGAUGGAAAACCCGACGCUGAGCCAGAACACGUCUUCGACAGUUCUAAAACUGCCGCGGCUGAUGAUGGUUUGUUCUCCGAUUUCGAGCAGGAUGAAACUUGUCGAAGCCCCUUGAAGGAAGUCGCCGGGAAGGAUGUUCCACCACCGACGGCUGAUGGGGGAAUUCCUGCUCCGACGCCUUUAUCAGAGAAGCUGUACCGACCUCCUGGUCACGAUUGUCCUGACCAAGGAACAACAAACGAAAAAGAAGCAGCAGCGAAUCCCGAGAUAGGAUCGACGUCGUCACAAGAGGGAAGGAAACGAAAGCGAGUUGCAUUAGACGGGGACGAAGAAACCAUCCUACAGGAUGAAUUGAUUGGGAUCCUUGAAAAGAACGGGAAACUACUGACUGCCCAACUUGAAGCUCAAAACAUGAACUUCCAACUAGACCGAGAGCAGCGAAAGCAUCAUGCGGAUGGCUUAGUUGCAGUUCUUAACAAGCUCGCAGACGCUCUAGGACGAAUCGCGGAUAAGCUGUAGAGAAAAGCAGUGAAAUGGAGAUGAGUAGAUGUACAUAAGCAACAACAUUUUUCUCUCAUGGAGCAAUGAAAUAGACAGAUUAAGGAUAGAUGGUAGCAGAAGAAAUUGAUGGAUGAGGAUUGAUUGAUUGAUUAAUUUGAAGGUUUUUCUCUUCUCUAUCUGCCAUUUUCUAGUUUAAGACUGCCAUAAUGACCAAUUAGUGGAGAGUUUAGAAAUUAUAGGUUUCCCCCAUACACAGAUGAUAAGAAGGAUAUAGUAAACUGAAGAGUUAUAUUUUUACCACAUUUUCUGCUCUGCUUAUUUCUACUUUCAUACGGAUUGCAAUAUUUGUAAAUCUUAUUAUUUAUUUUCAUAAGAUGCAUUUGCUGAAUACACCUUUUCCAUUUUUGGUUUUUCCCAA